Messenger RNA from Mercurialis annua (annual mercury), 12201 nucleotides. RefSeq lists its product as uncharacterized. Gene Ontology annotation, molecular function: protein binding; transcription coregulator activity. The coding region runs from base 334 to 12018 and encodes 3894 amino acids. Gene Ontology annotation, biological process: regulation of DNA-templated transcription; DNA repair. Gene Ontology annotation, cellular component: nucleus; NuA4 histone acetyltransferase complex; SAGA complex. The transcript is spliced from 35 exons. Lineage: Eukaryota; Viridiplantae; Streptophyta; Magnoliopsida; Malpighiales; Euphorbiaceae. The record is from RefSeq and is a predicted model, not a curated record.
UUUCCGGUUGUUAAACAAAUCAAUAGGGAGAGAGGGAAACACUUAAUUACACAGACGUAACUGCUACUCUCUCUUGACUUCUAACUAACAAUCAUGUAAAUAAAUCUUUCAGAUGCUCUCUCUUAAAAAUUUCUUGCUAAAACCCUAAUAAAAUCUCACUGCUUCUGCUGCUACUCUGUCUAUUAGGUUAACAAUAUUGGUAAUUGAGAUUGUGAUUCGAACCCUAGAAUUGAAUUUUAGCUCAAGGAGUCAGUUAGUUAGGGUUUCCGUUUUAUUUAUUUGUUUGCUCCUGUUGCUACUUCAAAAUUGAACAACGACAACGACAACGAAGCCAUGAGUCCUAUUCAAAAUUUCGAGCAACACUCCCGCCAUCUGGUGGAGCCUGGCCUCGAAAUACAGUCAAGGUUGCAGAUGGCAAUGGAAGUACGGGAUAGUCUUGAAAUUGCGCAUACAUCAGAGUACUUAAAUUUCCUGAAAUGCUACUUUCGCGCGUUCUCAGUUAUCCUCUUAAAAAUUACAACGCCACAGUUUGUAGAUAAUCCUGAGCACAAGCUUCGGAACAUUGUUGUGGAGAUUCUUAAUCGUCUUCCUCAUAGUGAAGUUCUCCGCCCCUUUGUUCAGGACCUUCUAAAGGUUGCGAUGCAAGUGCUUACUAAAGACAAUGAGGAAAAUGGAUUGAUUUGUAUUCGUAUUAUCUUUGACCUUCUUAGGAAUUUUAGGCCAACUCUUGAAAAUGAAGUUCAGCCAUUCUUGGAUUUUGUAUGCAAGAUAUACCAGAAUUUUAGAUCAACUGUUAGUCAUUUCUUUGAUAAUACAACACAAGCUAUGGAAGAUGUUAAACCAAUGGAGAGUUCUUCUUCCUCAGAUCAUGUUAUUACAGGCCCUUCAUUUGGUGGAAAUGGGCAGCUUAACCCGAGUACUCGUUCUUUCAAGAUAGUUACAGAGAGUCCUCUUGUAGUCAUGUUUUUAUUCCAAUUGUACAGCCGACUUGUUCAAACUAAUAUUCCUCACUUGUUGCCUCUGAUGGUUGCUGCGAUAUCUGUCCCUGGUCCGGACAAAGUUCCUCCUAAUUUAAAGAGCCACUUCAUUGAACUGAAGGGUGCACAGGUUAAGACAGUUUCCUUCUUAACUUACUUGUUGAAGAGUUUUGCUGAUUAUAUUAGGCCGCAUGAAGAAAGCAUUUGUAAAAGUAUUGUCAAUUUGCUUGUCACAUGUUCUGACUCAGUAUCCAUUAGAAAGGAAUUAUUGGUUGCUUUGAAGCAUGUUCUUGGGACAGAUUUCAAAAGAGGCUUAUUUCCUUUAAUUGACACACUUUUAGAAGAGAGGGUUCUAGUUGGAACAGGUAGAGCAUGCUAUGAAACUUUGAGGCCGUUGGCUUAUAGUCUAUUGGCAGAGAUUGUUCAUCAUGUUCGGAGUGACCUUUCCUUAUCACAGCUGUCACGAAUUAUUUAUCUGUUUUCGAGUAACAUGCAUGAUGCCUCAUUGUCGCUCAGUAUCCACACCACCUGUGCUCGGUUGAUGUUAAAUCUGGUGGAACCAAUUUUCGAGAAAGGUGUGGACCAACCAUCUAUGGAUGAAGCUCGGGUUCUACUGGGGCGUAUUUUGGAUGCUUUUGUUGGUAAAUUUAGCACUUUCAAGCGCACCAUUCCACAGUUGUUGGAGGAGGGUGAUGAUGGCAAGGAGCGUGCUACUCUGAGGUCAAAGCUUGAACUUCCUGUGCAGGCAGUUCUUAAUUUGCAAGUCCCGGUGGAACAUUCCAAGGAAGUUAGUGAUUGUAAGAAUCUGAUCAAGACCUUAGUUAUGGGAAUGAAGACUAUCAUAUGGAGUAUCACCCAUGCACACUUGCCACGGUCUCAGGUUUCUCCUUUCACACAUGGUACUCACUCACAAGGGAUUGUCCCACCGGCAUCUAAUUUGCUAUCGCCUCAAGUGUUCAAAGGGAUGAGAGAAGAUGAGGUCUGGAAAGCUUCUGGUGUUCUGAAGAGUGGUGUAUACUGCUUAGCCCUCUUCAAGGAGAAAGAUGAAGAGAGAGAAAUGCUAAAUCUCUUUUCCCAGAUUUUGGCAAUUAUGGAACCUAGGGAUCUUAUGGACAUGUUCUCCUUGUGUAUGCCUGAGCUUUUUGAAUGCAUGAUUAGCAACACACAGCUAGUUCAGAUAUUUUCUUCUCUUCUGCAAUCUCAGAAAGUCUAUCGGCCAUUUGCUGAUGUCUUAGUUAGCUUUCUCGUUAGCAGCAAACUUGAUGUUUUGAAGCAACCAGAUUCACCAGCUGCUAAACUGGUUUUGCAUCUCUUCCGGUUCAUAUUUGUCGCUGUUGCAAAAGCACCUACAGAUUUUGAUCGUAUUUUGCAGCCUCAUGUGCCAGUUAUAAUCGAAGUUUGUAUGAAGAAUGCUACUGAAGUUGAAAAACCUCUCGGCUACAUGCAGCUUCUUUGCACCAUGUUCAGAGCUCUCGCAGGAUGUAAACUCGAGCUUCUUCUCCGGGACUUGAUUCCUAUGCUACAGCCCUGUUUAAAUAUGUUGUUGACUAUGCUUGAGGGCCCCGCAGGGGAAGAUAUAAAGGACCUUUUGCUGGAGCUAUGUUUGACAUUGCCUGCUCGCUUAAGUGCAUUGCUGCCAUAUCUUCCUCGUCUCAUGAAGCCUCUUGUUCUGUGUCUGAAGGGAAGUGAUGACCUAGUGCUACUAAGUUUAAGAACACUUGAGUUUUGGGUGGAUAGUUUAAAUCCUGAUUUUUUAGAACCUAGCAUGGCAAAUGUCAUGUCAGAGGUGAUUUUAGCCUUGUGGUCUCACCUAAGGCCGGCACCAUAUCCUUUUGGGGGGAAAGCAUUGCAACUCCUCGGUAAAUUAGGUGGCCGUAACAGAAGGUUUCUUAAAGAGCCCCUAGCCCUUGAGUGCAAGGAGAACCCAGAGCAUGGGCUUCGCUUGAUCCUUACAUUUGAGCCCUCAACCCCAUUUUUGGUACCUCUGGAUCGAUGCAUAAAUCUUGCUGUGGCAGCUGUCAUGCACAAACAGGGCGGCAUGGAUGCUUUCUAUCGGAAGCAGGCUUUAAAGUUCCUUCGUGUUUGUUUAUCUUCUCAGCUUAAUUUGCCCGGAAAUGUUUCUGAAGGGGGGUGUACUACUAGGCAAUUAUCAACUUUGCUAGUUUCUACAGUUGAUUCUUUUUCACGCAAAUCUGAGACAUCUGACUUAAAGGCAGAUUUGGGUGUGAAGACAAAGACCCAACUUUUGGCUGAGAAGUCAGUUUUUAAGAUUCUAUUGAUGACCAUAAUUGCUGCCAGUGCAGAACCAGAACUCUAUGACUCCAAAGAUGAUUUUGUCGUCAAUAUCUGCCGUCAUUUUGCAAUGAUUUUUCACAUUGAUUAUACCUCAGCUAACCCUUCAAUUCCAGCAGCUUCCCAUGGGGGUUCUAUGCUUUCAUCAAAUUCCAGUGCAAGUUCUAGGUCAAAGAGCAGUGCUUCUUCUAAUUUGAAAGAGUUGGACCCCUUAAUAUUCUUAGAUGCUUUGGUUGAUGUGCUAGCGGAUGAGAAUAGGGCACAUGCCAAAGCUUCUCUUAGUGCUCUAAAUUUGUUUUCUGAAACACUUCUAUUCCUUGCUCGAUCAAAACAUGCUGAUGUUCUGAUGUCAAGAGGUGGUCCAGGUACUCCAAUGAUUGUCUCUAGCCCAUCAAUGAAUCCAGUAUAUUCACCUCCGCCAAGCAUUCGUAUCCCAGUUUUUGAGCAACUUCUACCUCGUCUUUUGCAUUGUUGCUAUGGUAGCACAUGGCAGGCACAAAUGGGAGGCGUUAUGGGACUUGGUGCUCUGGUUGGGAAAGUGACUGUUGAGAUUUUGUGCAAUUUCCAAGUGAGAAUAGUGCGUGGACUAGUAUAUGUGCUAAAAAGGCUUCCUCUUUACGGUAGUAAAGAACAAGAAGAGACUAGCCAGGUGCUUACACAGGUUCUUCGGGUGGUGAAUAAUGUUGAUGAAGCAAACAGUGAAUCACGCAGACAAAGUUUUCAAGGAGUUGUCGAAUUUCUUGCUUCAGAAUUGUUCAGUGCCAACACAUCUAUUGUAGUAAGGAAGAAUGUACAGUCAUGCUUAGCGCUUUUGGCUAGUAGGACUGGCAGUGAGGUUUCAGAGCUACUUGAGCCUCUGUAUCAGCCUUUGCUUCAACCUCUUAUUAUGAGGCCACUGCGUUCAAAGACUGUUGAUCAACAGGUUGGGAUUGUUACAGCUUUGAAUUUUUGCCUGGCCUUGAGGCCCCCUCUUCUCAAGUUGACCCAAGAACUGGUAAACUUUCUUCAAGAAGCAUUGCAGAUAGCCGAGACAGAUGAAACUGUGUGGGUUGUGAAGUUUAUGAAUCCGAAAAUGGCCACCUCUCUGAAUAAACUUCGAACAGCUUGCAUUGAGCUACUCUGUACUACUAUGGCAUGGGCAGAUUUCAAAACUCCAAACCAUGCUGAACUGCGUGCUAAAAUUAUUUCUAUGUUCUUCAAAUCUUUGACAUGUCGGACACCAGAAAUUGUAGCAGUUGCCAAGGAGGGCCUACGACAGGUUAUCAAUCAGCAAAGGAUGCCCAAAGAACUUCUGCAGAGCAGCCUUAGGCCUAUUCUUGUCAACUUGGCUCACACUAAAAAUCUUAGCAUGCCUCUUCUGCAAGGUCUGGCUCGCCUGCUUGAGCUUUUAUCCAAUUGGUUUAAUGUCACCUUGGGUGGAAAGUUAUUGGAGCACCUCAAGAAAUGGUUGGAGCCUGAAAAGCUUGCCCAGAGCCAAAAGUCAUGGAAACCUGGUGAAGAGCCCAAAAUUGCAGCAGCUAUCAUUGAGCUAUUUCACUUGCUUCCUCAAGCUGCAUCAAGGUUUCUUGAUGAACUUGUAACCUUGACCGUUGAUUUGGAAAGGGCUCUUCCCCCUGGACAAGUGUUUAGCGAAAUAAACAGUCCAUAUCGGCUUCCUCUUACUAAAUUUUUGAAUCGAUAUGCGACGCUUGCAGUUGAUUACUUUCUUGCUCGAUUAAGUGAUCCAAAGUAUUUCAGAAGGUUCAUGUACAUUAUACGAUCAGAUGCAGGACAACCUUUAAGGGAUGAACUUGCAAAGUCUCCACAGAAGAUACUUGCUAGUGCCUUUCCAGAAUUUUUGCUAAAAGCAGAUGCAACGACGGCUCCUGGUUCUUCAUCUGCAGCUGGGGCUUUAGCGGGUGAUGAAGGCAUCAUUGCCUCUCCAGCUGAGGCUUCCAAUUCAUCAUCGGUUCCCCCUGCCACAACUUCUGAUGCUUAUUUUCAAGGGCUUGCACUUAUUAAAACUUUGGUCAAACUGAUUCCUAGUUGGUUGCAUAGUAACCGUACAGUGUUUGAUACUUUAGUGCUUGUGUGGAAGUCACCUGCAAGAAUUUCUCGUUUGCAAAAUGAACAAGAGCUGAGCCUAGUGCAAGUUAAAGAAAGUAAAUGGCUUGUAAAGUGCUUCCUGAAUUACCUGCGACAUGACAAAACUGAAGUUAAUGUUUUGUUUGAUAUUGUAUCCAUAUUCUUGUUCCAUUCUCGCAUAGACUACACCUUUUUGAAGGAGUUUUAUAUUAUUGAGGUUGCUGAAGGUUACUUACCUGACUCCAAAAGAUCACUUCUCUUGCAUUUUCUGAACCUUUUCCAAGCAAAACAACUUGCUCAUGACCAUUUGGUGGUUGUCAUGCAAAUGCUUAUUCUUCCGAUGCUUGCCCAUGCCUUUCAGAAUGGACAAAGUUGGGAUGUUGUUGACCCUGGUAUUAUCAAAACAAUAGUUGACAAACUUCUUGAUCCACCAGAAGAGGUUUCUGCUGAAUAUGAUGAGACUUUGAGGAUUGAACUUUUGCAGCUUGCCACUUUACUUCUCAAAUAUCUUCAAACUGAUCUUGUUCAUCAUAGGAAAGAACUUAUUAAAUUUGGAUGGAAUCACCUAAAGCGUGAAGAUAGUGCUAGUAAGCAGUGGGCCUUUGUAAAUGUCUGCCACUUUUUGGAGGCCUACCAAGCCCCAGAAAAAAUCAUACUGCAGGUUUUUGUUGCACUUCUCAGAACUUGCCAGCCUGAAAAUAAAUUGCUGGUCAAGCAGGCACUUGAUAUACUAAUGCCAGCAUUACCAAGAAGGCUGCCUCUCGGAGAUUCUCGAAUGCCAAUUUGGAUUCGAUAUACUAAAAAAAUUCUGGUUGAAGAAGGCCACUCUAUUCCAAAUUUGAUCCAUAUUUUCCAGCUCAUUGUGCGCCACUCGGAUCUCUUCUAUAGCUGCAGAGCUCAGUUUGUACCUCAGAUGGUUAACUCCCUCAGUCGACUUGGAUUGCCAUACAAUACUACUGCAGAAAACAGGCGUCUUGCCAUUGAACUUGCUGGACUGGUAGUUGGUUGGGAAAGGCAAAGGCAAAAUGAAAUGAAAAUAUCAACUGACAGCGAUAUGCCGAGUCAGACUAAUGAUGGGUAUAAUGGUGGCCCAGCUGUUUCUGAUCCCAAGCGUGUAGUGGACGGGUCUACAUUUCCUGAAGACCCAAGCAAGAGAGUGAAAGUUGAGCCUGGUCUUCAAAAUAUCUGCGUCAUGUCACCUGGUGGUCCACCAGCAAUUCCAAAUGUAGAAACCCCAGGCUCUGGUGGACAGCCUGAUGAAGAGUUCAAACCAAAUGCUGCUAUGGAGGAAAUGAUUAUAAAUUUUCUCAUAAGAGUUGCCUUGGUUAUAGAGCCUAAGGAUAAAGAAGCAAGUAUCAUGUACAAACAAGCCUUAGAUCUGCUUUCCCAAGCUCUGGAUGUGUGGCCAAAUGCCAAUGUCAAGUUUAAUUAUUUGGAAAAGCUUCUCAGCAGUAUUCAGCCAUCGCAGUCGAAGGAUCCUUCAACUGCACUUGCACAAGGCUUGGAUGUCAUGAACAAAGUUUUGGAGAAGCAGCCUCAUUUGUUUAUUAGGAAUAACAUCAGCCAGAUUUCUCAAAUUUUGGAACCUUGUUUCAAACAUAAGAUGCUAGAUGCUGGAAAGUCAUUGUGCUCUCUGUUGAAGAUGAUAUUUGUUGCAUUUCCACCAGAUGCUGCUAGCACACCGACAGAUUUGAAGCUAUUGUACCAGAAAGUGGAUGAGCUGAUACAGAAGCAUAUUAAUAAUCUUACAACUUCCCAGGCUCCAGGCGAGGACAACUCUGCUAAUUCAAUCAGCUUUGUGCUGCUUGUCAUUAAGACCUUGACAGAGGUGGAGAAGUACAUUGAUCCAGUUUGCCUGGCUCGAAUCCUUCAACGCCUAGCACGUGAUAUGGGAUCAUCAGCCGGUUCUAAUUUGAGACAAAGAACAGACCCAGAUUCAGCAGUCUCUUCUUCUCGUCAGGGUUCUGACCUUGGAGCUGUCAUUUCAAAUUUGAAAUCUGUAUUGAAGCUUAUCAGUGAAAAAGUCAUGGUUGUCCCAGAAUGCAAACGGAAUGUAUCUCAAAUUUUGAACUCUCUGCUGUCAGAAAAAGGCACUGAUGCAAGCGUGCUUCUUUGCGUCCUAGAUGUGAUAAAGGGGUGGAUUGAAGAUGAUUUCAGCAAACAGGGAGCAGGGACAUCAAGUGCCUUUCUCAACCCUAAGGAAAUAGUCUCUUUUCUUCAAAAGCUUUCACAGGUUGACAAGCAAAACUUCCAACCUGAUGCUUUGGAGGAGUGGGACAGGAAAUAUCUCCAGCUUCUUUAUGGAAUUUGCGCAGAUUCAAACAAAUAUCCGUUGGCUUUACGUCAAGAAAUAUUUCAGAAGGUGGAAAGACACUUCAUGCUUGGUUUACGUGCAAAGGAUCCUGAGAUUAGAAUGAAUUUUUUCUCACUUUAUCACGAAUCUUUAGGAAAAACAUUGUUUACUAGACUUCAAUAUAUCAUUCAAAUCCAGGAUUGGGAAGCUUUAAGUGAUGUUUUCUGGCUUAAACAAGGUCUUGAUCUUCUUCUGGCUAUACUGGUUGAGGAUAAGCCCAUCACUCUUGCUCCAAACUCUGCCAGAGUUCUGCCACUUCUGGUCUCUGCUCCUCUUUCAGAUGGUUCCAGCAUGCAGCAACAGGUUACUGAUGUCUCGGAGGGCAUUGAGGAGGCACCUUUAACUUUUGAUAGCCUUGUUCUUAAGCACAGUCAGUUUUUGAACGAGAUGAGCAGACUUCAGGUGGCUGAUCUUGUUAUUCCAUUGAGAGAACUGGCUCAUACAGAUGCUAAUGUUGCAUAUCAUUUGUGGGUGCUUGUUUUUCCCAUUGUCUGGGUGACUUUGCAAAAAGAUGAACAGGUGACAUUAGCUAAACCAAUGAUUACUCUGCUUUCAAAAGAUUAUCAUAAAAAACAGCAAGCCAGUAGACCAAAUGUUGUGCAAGCUCUUCUAGAAGGCCUUCAGUUGAGCCACCCUCAACCUCGGAUGCCAAGUGAGCUUAUCAAGUAUAUUGGAAAGACUUACAAUGCAUGGCAUAUUGCCUUGGCUUUACUGGAAAGUCAUGUCAUGCUGUUCAUGAAUGAGACGAAGUGCUCCGAGUCAUUAGCCGAGCUUUACCGUUUGCUCAAUGAAGAAGAUAUGAGAUGUGGUUUGUGGAAGAAAAGGUCUAUCACUGCAGAAACAAGAGCUGGACUUUCACUAGUUCAGCAUGGUUAUUGGCAGCGUGCUCAAAGCCUCUUUUACCAAGCCAUGGUAAAGGCAACUCAAGGCACAUAUAAUAACACAGUACCGAAGGCUGAGAUGUGUCUAUGGGAAGAACAGUGGCUUUAUUGUGCAACUCAACUUAGUCAGUGGGAUGCAUUGGUUGACUUUGGUAAAAGUAUUGAGAAUUAUGAAAUUCUUCUUGAUACCCUUUGGAAAUUGCCUGAUUGGGCAUAUAUGAAAGACCAUGUAAUUCCAAAGGCUCAAGUAGAAGAAACUCCAAAACUUCGUCUGAUACAGUCCUUUUUUGCCCUUCAUGAUAAAAAUACAAGUGGUGUUGGGGAUGCUGAAAAUAUAGUGGGUAAAGGUGUUGAUCUGGCAUUGGAGCAGUGGUGGCAGUUGCCAGAAAUGUCUAUUCAUGCUAGGAUUCCCCUUUUGCAGCAAUUCCAGCAAUUAGUAGAAGUUCAAGAGUCUGCUCGAGUUUUAGUCGAUAUUUCCAAUGGAAGCAAACCUUCUGGCAGUCCUUCUGUUGGCGUCCAUGGGAAUCUUUAUGCAGACCUAAAGGACAUUCUUGAGACUUGGAGACUGAGAACACCAAAUGAAUGGGAUAAUAUGUCUAUCUGGUAUGAUUUGCUGCAGUGGAGGAAUGAAAUGUAUAAUGCUGUCAUUGAUGCAUUCAAAGAUUUUUUGCAUACAAAUUCACAACUUCAUCACCUUGGAUUUCGUGACAAGGCAUGGAAUGUGAAUAAACUUGCUCACAUUGCUCGUAAACAAGGCCUUCAUGAUGUCUGUGUGACAAUUCUUGAGAAAAUGUAUGGACAUUCAACCAUGGAAGUGCAGGAAGCCUUUGUUAAGAUCAGAGAACAAGCCAAAGCCUAUCUUGAGAUGAAGGGAGAGCUUACUAGUGGCCUAAAUUUGAUAAACAGCACUAACUUGGAAUAUUUCCCUGUAAAACAUAAAGCAGAGAUUUUCCGUCUUAAGGGUGAUUUUAUGUUAAAACUAAGCGACUCUGAAGGUGCCAAUCUUGCAUAUUCCAAUGCCAUUGGCCUUUUCAAAAAUUUGCCUAAAGGAUGGAUAAGCUGGGGGAACUAUUGUGAUAUGGCUUAUAAAGAUACCCAAGAGGAGAUUUGGCUGGAAUAUGCGGUUAGCUGCUUUCUUCAAGGUAUUAAAUUUGGUGUUUCCAAUUCCAGAAACCAUUUGGCUCGGGUUCUGUAUCUUUUGAGCUUUGAUACACCGAAUGAGCCAGUAGGGAGGGCAUUUGAUAAAUACUGGGACCAAGUACCCAAUUGGGUCUGGCUCUCUUGGAUUCCACAACUAUUACUUUCUUUGCAGAGGACAGAGGCUCCGCAUUGCAAACUUGUUUUGCUGAAUAUUGCCACUGUAUUUCCACAGGCUCUGUAUUACUGGCUUCGUACAUAUCUACUUGAGCGCCGUGAUGUUGCAAAUAAAUCUGAGCUAAAUAGAAUGGCAAUGGCUCAUCAAAGAAUGCAGCAAAAUGUCUCUGGUGCUGGGGUUGGUUCUCUUGGAAUGUCUGAUGGAAAUGCAAGGGGACAGAAUCAUGCUGGGUCUACUUUAACCGCAGACAAUCAAAUUCACCAAGCCCCUCAAUCUGGUGGGGCGAUGGGGGCACACGAUGGUGGAAAUUCUCAUGGGCAGGAAUCCGAAAGGUCUGCAGCCUCAACAGUUGAGAGCAGUGUACAUACAGGUAGUGAUCAACCAUUACAGUCAAGUUCUUCAACAAUCAAUGAAAAUGGUCAGAAUCCAAUGAGGCGUGGUGCUUUGGGAUGGGCUGCUUCUUCUGCCAGUGCCUUUGAUGCUGCGAAGGACAUAAUGGAGGCUCUCAGAAGCAAACACACUAAUUUGGCUAGUGAACUUGAGGUUCUGCUCACUGAAAUAGGGUCGCGAUUUGUUACAUUGCCGGAGGAGAGACUUCUUGCUGUUGUUAAUGCGCUGCUUCACCGCUGUUACAAGUACCCAACUGCCACUACAGCAGAGGUUCCCCAAUCUCUCAAAAAAGAAUUAUCUGGUGUUUGCAGGGCUUGCUUUUCUGCCGAUGCUGUGAACAAGCAUGUUGAUUUUGUGACGGAGUACAAGCAGGAUUUUGAGCGAGAUCUGGAUCCAGAUAGCACAGUUACUUUCCCUGCCACCCUUUCUGAACUUACUGAGCGGUUGAAACAUUGGAAAAAUGUUCUCCAGAGCAAUGUCGAGGACAGAUUUCCUGCUGUCUUGAAGCUUGAAGAAGAAAGUAGGGUGUUAAGGGACUUCCAUCUUGUUGAUGUAGAGGUCCCAGGGCAGUAUUUUACUGAUCAGGAAAUCGGACCAGAUCACACAGUUAAGUUGGAUAGGGUUGGGGCUGAUAUUCCUAUUGUUCGAAGGCAUGGAAGCAGUUUCCGACGCUUGACUCUGAUUGCAUCUGAUGGCUCUCAACGGCAUUUUAUUGUUCAGACAUCUUUGACACCUAAUGCUAGAAGUGAUGAGCGCAUUCUCCAGCUUUUCCGCGUGUUGAACCAGAUGUUUGAUAAGCACAAAGAAUCAAGGCGUCGGCACAUAUCCAUUCACACCCCAAUUAUCAUUCCAGUUUGGUCCCAGGUUCGCAUGGUUGAAGAUGAUUUAAUGUACAGUACGUUCCUUGAGGUGUAUGAGAACCACUGUGCGAGGAAUGACCGAGAGGCAGAUCUCCCAAUUACCUACUUCAAGGAGCAAUUAAACCAAGCCAUAUCUGGCCAAAUACCUCCUGAAACCGUUGUAGAUCUUCGCCACCAAGCUUAUAAUGAGAUAACAAAAAAUCUCGUGACUGACAGCAUCUUUUCCCAAUACAUGUACAAGACCCUUCUUAGCGGCAACCAUAUGUGGGCAUUUAAAAAGCAAUUUGCUAUCCAGUUGGCCCUUUCAAGUUUCAUGUCAUUCAUGCUUCAAAUUGGCGGAAGGUCUCCAAAUAAGAUAUUAUUUGCUAAAAACACUGGAAAAAUUUUCCAGACUGAUUUUCACCCUGCAUAUGAUACCAAUGGAAUGAUCGAGUUUAAUGAACCAGUACCUUUCCGUUUAACAAGGAACAUGCAGGCAUUCUUCUCUCAUUUUGGAGUUGAAGGGCUUAUUGUAUCUGCAAUGUGUGCUGCAUCUCAGGCCGUGGUUUCACCUAAACAAAGUCAACAUCUAUGGCAUCAAUUGGCCAUGUUUUUCCGUGAUGAGCUGCUUUCUUGGUCUUGGAGAAGACCACUUGCAAUGCCAAUGGCGGCUGUUGCUGGAGGAGGUAAUAUGAAUCCAGUUGACUUCAGACAUAAGGUCAAUACCAAUGUUGACAAUGUAGUCAACCGGAUACGUGGAAUUGCUCCCCAGUUUCUCUCUGAAGAGGAGGAAAAUGCUGUAGAUCCACCACAGUCGUUGCAGCGGGGCGUCACUGAGUUGGUUGAAGCGGCCUUGAUUCCGAGAAACCUGUGUAUGAUGGAUCCUACAUGGCAUCCUUGGUUUUAGAGUUGAAGAAGAGUACUUGUAGUAUAGCAAAUAUCAUUGGAAUGUCAAAGGCAGUUUUCCGUUGUAAAUAUUAUCAUGUACAUAUAACAGUUAUAGGUUUGCUGUUAGUUGACGUUUUGGAUUACGAAGGAAUUAGAUUAUGUAAUCAAGUUUUCAAUCUUUAAUUUAAAAAAUUUCCGGAAA